Molecule: messenger RNA, 486 nt
Organism: Malassezia restricta
Lineage: Eukaryota; Fungi; Basidiomycota; Malasseziomycetes; Malasseziales; Malasseziaceae
Product: nuclear movement protein NUDC
Exons: 5
Coding region: 1-486 (161 amino acids)
Biological process (GO): protein folding
Cellular component (GO): cytoplasm
Source: RefSeq, a predicted model, not a curated record
AUGACGUUGGAUGCAGAUGAGUACUCCAAGCUCUCAUUAGAUGAGCAAAAUGAAUAUGAUACUAAGCAGAGGAAGCAGGAGCAUGCUGAACAGGCAGCGUUGCCUUAUCGAUGGUCCCAGAAACUGGAUCAUGUGGAAGUGAAUGUGCCAGUGCCCUCAGGAACGCGCGCGCGCCAAGUGCAAGUCACCUUUAAGUCUAAAGCCCUUUCCGUCAAAGUAAACGAAACAGUUUUUGUCGAGGGAGCUUUGCCUAAACCUGUCAAAGUGGAUGAGUGCACUUGGACCAUUGACGGUGACAUUUUAUCUGUGCACCUUGAAAAAGCGAAUCAAAAUGAGUGGUGGCCUCAUGUCGUGACGCAUCAUCCAAAAAUUGAUACAUCGAAAAUCGCACCGGAGGACUCUAAACUGAGCGACUUGGAUGGCGAGACUCGAGCCAUGGUAGAAAAGAUGAUGAUGGAGAACCGUCAAAAGGUGUGCUCGAGCUAA